ACAGCAAAAUAUGAAAUUAUCUUCAUGAGAUCUAGCUACAAAAUCAAUGAUCGCCUCUAUUUUUGAUACGAGCAGAGCAAGAUUUUGUUACAGGUAUAUAGCAACUUUAUUUUUUUGAAGGUGCCACAAGGCGAUUCCAGAUGCAAUCUCGACCGUUAAAUAUUGAUUGGUAAGUCGACAACAAAAGAGGAGUCCAAAUGCAAUCUCAACCGGUAAUUACUACUGGUGGAUCUCAACCGGUAAUUACUACUGGUGGAUCACUCCAUUCACAAUCACUCAUUAUCUAUCCAUAUUAUCACACGUGGAAAAUUUCGCUAAAAAGCCCACUAAAAGCAUUACAUCAUUUUCUUUUCCACGUCCUCCUCUACUCUCUCCACGGCCACCACAAUCAUAUGGUGUAGAAUCCUCAUUCGGCAACCAUUUCAUGUCCUUUCAAUUCAAUCGUACCAUAAAUUUGAAUCCUUCAUAAGUAGGAACAAACUCCCUUACAGCUAUAUAACAACCCCAAAUCCAACCAAGUAUACAAUUUAUUCAUAUAACUUUGAUUUUAGUCCCCUAGCUAGUUUAAAUAUUUUUCACUUUUAGUUCAAAUGGCCCCCAUUGUGCCGACGGCCCCAGCGGCGGGCAAGUCAGGUGGCCGAGUAAUGAAGUCUAGAGCUUAUGUUACGUUUCUGGCGGGGGACGGAGACUACGUAAAAGGAGUGGUUGGGCUGGCGAAAGGGCUCAGAAAGGUCGGGAGUGCGUACCGACUAGUUGUUGCGGUGCUCCCCGAUGUGCCUGAAGCGCAUCGUCGGAUCCUCGCUACUCAGGGUUGCGUAGUUCGGGAGAUCGAGCCGGUGUAUCCACCGGAGAACCACAUCCGAUUCGCCAUGGCAUACUAUGUCAUCAACUACUCCAAGCUGCGCAUUUGGAAUUUUGAGGAGUAUAGCAAGAUGAUUUACCUGGACGCCGAUAUCCAAGUCUACGACAACGUCGACCACCUCUUCGACCGCCCGGACGGCUACUUGUAUGCGGUGAUGGACUGCUUCUGCGAGAAAACGUGGAGCCACACCCCGCAAUACAAGAUCGGGUAUUGCCAACAGUGCCCCGACAAGGUGAAGUGGCCCGAGCACAGCAAGGUCGCAUGGCCUGCGGAGAUGGGGCCGACUCCUCCCCUCUACUUCAAUGCCGGCAUGUUCGUGUUCGAGCCGGGUCGAGAAAUCUGUGAUAGGCUCCUGGAGACUUUGCGGGUUGUACCGGUCACUCCUUUCGCUGAGCAGGACUUUUUGAACAUGUUCUUUGAGAAAAUCUACAAGCCAAUUCCUCUAGUCUACAACCUGGUUCUAGCCAUGUUAUGGCGCCACCCCGAGAAUGUCGAGCUCGACAACGUCAAGGUGGUUCACUACUGCGCUGCGGGCUCUAAACCGUGGAGGUAUACUGGAAAAGAAGCAAAUAUGGACAGAGAAGAUAUAAAGACACUGGUGGCGAAAUGGCUGGACAUCUACAACGACGAUUCGCUCGACUACGUUGCAGCGGAGAAUGCAGUUCUGCAGGAGACUGCUUGCUCACUUUCUCCGAUCGUGACGGUCGUGACGGAGACGUCGAAUAACAGCUACAUUCCUACACCCUCUGCAGCAUAGAAUGAAUGAGUCACUCAAUAGAUCUUACUACAUAGCUAGGGAGCAAAUCCUCUACACUCAUGGGUGUAUACAUUAAUCCCAGGGUUGAGCCAAUGAGAUACCGCCAUAUGGCUCCAACCAAAAGAAAAGGUCAAAAUGUACCCAGGUGGCGGCCACAUGGCGGUAUUUCAUUGGCUCGCCCCUAGAAUUGUAUAUACCCAGCGGUGUUGAGAAUUUUGCCCUCCUUACUAUAGUGGAAUUAAUGAAGUUUCAAGGAGUUCUCCCACAUUUAUGAGGCAAAAAUUGUAUGGACAUAAUGUCUAAAUUAGCAUUUUUGGGAUGCCCUGGAUUGGCGCCACGUGUCUCGCAGACGUCCAUCCCCACCAUCCCUUUUCCUCCCUCUACUUCUUUCUCUCUCUAAAAAAAUCAUAUUUUUUUAAGAAAAAAAAUGGACGGUGAGAUGGACGUCUACGAGCCAUGUGGCGCCCAUCUGAAGUGUUCCCAAAAAUGUUAAUUUGUACACUAUGUCCAUACAAAUUUUGCUCGCAUUUAUGAUGAUGGUUGUAUCUACUAGUGUAAGGAGGAAAUUAAUGAAUUGUAACAACAUGCGAUUAGUAAUUGUUUUCUUUUUUUAAAAUUA
This is a messenger RNA of Ananas comosus (pineapple), 2238 nucleotides long. Its product is annotated as galactinol synthase 1-like. Lineage: Eukaryota; Viridiplantae; Streptophyta; Magnoliopsida; Poales; Bromeliaceae. The record is from RefSeq and is a predicted model, not a curated record. Gene Ontology annotation, molecular function: glycosyltransferase activity.